Drosophila mojavensis is the source of this 10001-nucleotide messenger RNA. RefSeq names its product protein sickie (gene sick). The transcript has 17 exons. The coding region runs from base 368 to 8785 and encodes 2805 amino acids. The record is from RefSeq and is a predicted model, not a curated record. Gene Ontology annotation, molecular function: protein binding; ATP binding; ATP hydrolysis activity. NCBI's taxonomy places the organism in Eukaryota, Metazoa, Arthropoda, Insecta, Diptera, Drosophilidae. Gene Ontology annotation, biological process: nervous system development; neurogenesis.
GGCAACCAAGGCGCGCGGUUCUUCGUCCAAGGCAGCGUCCAUACAAUAUUCGUAGCUCGUUUACGAAUUCUAGUGCACGUAAAUAAUUUUUUGUUGACAUCCUGGCGAACGGGACAUUCUUUAACAACUGUGGAUUAACAUAAAGAAUGCUUCCCUGUUGCCGUGGCAAACAGUGUUAACAACAAAAUGAAAUGAUAUUUUUUGACCGAGUCGAGCCCAGCUGAAGAUUUAUGAAACCAUUAAUUUUAUGAACAGUGCAACAAAAAAUCAAAUUAAAAAGUGUAAAAGGAAGAAAACAAAACAAAAUCGAGUAGCGAAAAAGUGAACAAUGUGGGCGAGUGCCCGCCCAUUAUGAGUGGCAGCAAACAUGUCGAGACGUUCCGAUCGCAAUGCCAACGAGGAGGAGGAGGAGCAGCAGCAUCAGAAGCAGCAGCUGCAGCAGCUGCAGCUUGGCGCCCGACCCAAGGCACAGAAAACGCUGCACUCGAGGACUGCCAACUACAUGGAGCUGGAAUUCAGCCAAGUGGCGCACAGCUGCAGCGAGCUGCCCGUUAGCUAUGCCACCAGUACGGUGGUGCCGGCGGUGGGGCGGGGCGAAUAUCGGCAGCCCGCUGCUCCGCCCACACCGCCGCCGCUCUCGCAAAUCCCGUCGAGGGAGUCGCGGCUGCUGCACUCGGCGCCGAACACGCCGAGUCGGGGCAAAGUGGUGCUUAGCAAAAAGGAGCGCAAGGAGCUGAGCAAACAGCUCGGGCUCGAGGAGCUCGCCGUAAGCAGCUCGGCGCAGUCAAGCCCCUACAAGGGGCGUGUCACAGAGCUGAAGAAUUGCAUAGCGCGCGGCCUGUUUGCCACGCUGCAUCGCGGCUCGCAGAAGUCGUUGCAGGCGACGCCUGCCAGCCAGGACAUGCAGCUCAGUCAGGAGCUGUCCCCGCCGCCGCCGGCCCCGGAGCUGGCCAACAACAACGAGGAUGACGCGGCUGACUAUACGGAGAAGCUGAAGAACCUGCCGGUGCGACAGCGCAAGGCAGCGACCUCGCACAUGGACAACUACUGCCUGUUCGAUCCGGUGGACUUCAUCAAUGAGAAGGCGCUGCGCUAUCCUGGCAAUGCGCAGCAUGGACUGCGUGAUCCGCUGUUCAGCUCGCGGCAGCACCUGGUGUGUGAGGACGAGGAGCUGGUGCCCGAGGUCAUCUACGAUGGCGAUGAGCUCGAGGAGACGAUUAUCAUCGAGACGUCCUGCGAGGCAGAGGCCGAGACGGAAGGCAGCGCCCGUGCCUUGCCCAGCUUUGAGCAUCACAAUUACUUUGUCAUCGAUCCGGAGGACUUUGAAAUGGAGCCGGCCCCACUGGACAUUGGCAUACCCAAUCCAUUCAGCAAUGAGCAGCUCGUGCAUGCCAAGCUGGAGCGGCAGCAGCAGCAGCAGCAGCAGCUGAACGAGUGCGAGUCGGCGCCCAGCAUGUCCAAUAGCCAGGAGUCGAAGGACACGGAAACCACCUCAACGGCACUUGUCGAGUCCUCCACAUCCACCAACUCGGCCAGCUCCAGCAGCUGCUCCAGUGCGACCCAGCAGCAGCAGUCAAUGAAGAAGAAGCUCACCUUUCUGAAUCUGUCGCCCUUUCGUCCUGCAGCCAAGAAAGCCAAUCAGAAAUCCGCAGUGGAACAGCGCGCCAUCUCGGAGCUGGUUACCACCGAUCACAUGCUGCAUCUGCAGCAGCUGUUGCAGCAGCAGCGCAAGGAUCAGCGCGCCCACACGGUGCCCAUCGAGUCCAACUACGUGCUCUUCAAUCCGGGGCCCGUGCCCAGCCGCCACGUCCAGUACAAGAUACGUAAACCCCGCCCGCUCUCCACGCACAGCGACGCCGACAGCGGAUUCCUGUCGCCUUGCUCCCCGGACGAGUUGAAGGCCAAUCCGAGCAUUCUGGUGCUCCAGCAGUGCGACAGCGUCCAGGGUUAUAUUGAGAUCUACACGGACUGGGCGAACUACUAUCUGGAACGUGCCAAGUCGAAGCGAAAGGUCACAGAUCUUUCGGCCGACUGUCGGGAUGGCCUGCUCCUCGCCGAGGUCAUCGAGGCCGUAACCAGCUUCAAGGUGCCCGAUCUAGUCAAGAAACCAAAGAAUCAACAGCAAAUGUACGACAACGUGAAUUCGUGCCUGCACGUGCUGCGGAGUCAAUCGGUGGGCGGCUUGGACAACAUCACGACGAACGACAUCUGCGCGGGUCGCCUCAAGGCUGUCCUUGCGUUGUUCUUUGCAUUGAGCCGGUACAAGCAGCAGGCGAAGCAGACGAAGUCCAUCGGCGUUGGCUGCGCAGUUGGCGCAAGUGGUGCAGCUGGCACAAUUGGCGGUGGCUCUGUCUUGGGCAUUGGCCUGGGCGGCAGUCUGAGAGCAUCGACUGCCAACAAUUCGCUGGACAGAAAACAACAGCAGGAGCAGCAGCAGCAGCAGCAGCAGCAGCAAAACAAGCAACAACAAACGCCACAGCAGCUGGCUCAAUCCUUGGAGAACGGCAAUGAGAUGGUGAAUCGACAAAUCGCGCCCGCCUACGCGAAGGUCAAUGGCGGCACAGCCAUUCCCCUCCCCGCGACGGUCAUGGUUCAGCGCCGCUGCCCCCCGGACAAGGUGCGCCCGCUGCCUCCCACACCCAAUCAUACGCCAUCCAUACCGGGUCUGGGCAAGAGCGGCAGUGACUUCAACACAAGCCGUCCAAACAGUCCGCCCACCAGCAAUCACACCAUCCAGAGCCUGAAGAGCAACAACAACAGCCUGCGUCCGCCCAGUGUGAAGAGCGGCAUUCCCUCGCCGAGCAGCCUGAACGCGCCCACGGCUCCGCAGAAGCACUCGAUGCUGGACAAGCUGAAGCUCUUCAACAAGGAGAAGCAACAGAACGCGGCCAAUGCAGCCGCCGCCGCAGUUGCAUGCAACAAGCAAACGCAACUCCAAUCGAAGCGCACCUCCUCCUCCUCGGGCUUCAGCUCGGCACGCUCCGAGCGCUCCGACUCCAGCCUGAGCCUCAACGAUGGGCACAACUCGCAACUGAAGCCGCCCAGCAUCAGCGUCAGCGCCCAGAAGAGCCAGCAGAAGCACAACACCAAGCAGUCCAAGCUGCUGGCCGCCCAGCAGAAGAAGGACCAAUGCAAGCCCAGCAAGCUGGACAAGAAGGAGAAGAGUCCCGCUCGCUCGCUACACAAGGAGGAGUCCACGCUCUCGGGCAACGAGUCGCGCAGCUCGACGAUGGGGCGAGCGGGCAAAAACUCCUUGGCUCGCGGCUCUGCCGAGAAGAAUACCCUGAAGACGUCUUCCAAGACCUCGUUGCACUCGAAAUCCGACGCCAAAGGCUCGCCCAAGAGCCAACAGCAGCAGCAACAGCAGCAGCCGUCGCAGCUGCAGAGUCCCAAUCUGACGAAACCCAUUGCGGCCAUCAAAGGCACCAGCAAGCUGCCCCAGCUGGGCGGAGCACCUGGCCCCAGUGAGCUCUACAAACGUGAAGCAAACGACAUAUCCAGCAACAUAUCCCACGACCAGCACCAACACCAACAGCAGCAGCAACAGCAGCAGCAGCAGCUGCCUUCAUCCCUUGGCUCUGCUCAACAUAUCCUCAAGGCGCUGCCUUCGAGCCCACCGCCCCCUUAUUACGCCAAUGCGCCGACAUCCUCGAAUCACAUAUCAGCUAUUUACUCCGGCACUGGCUCCAACUCCGGCUCUGGCUACCUGAGCGAACCAACCACCCCACAGCCGGGCGGCAUCUACGGCAGCAACAGCCGCCUCCCGCCGCCCAAGUCGGCUCUGAGCACUCCCCGCAAGCUGGAGUACAAUGCAGGCCCGCAUAUUCUGGCCACGCAGCGAUCGCCCAUGCAGCGACCCAUGCACAACUCCGCGCCGAAUACGCCCACCGCCUCGCCCAGCAAGUUCCACACGAUUCCCUCGAAGAUCGUGGGCACCAUAUACGAGUCCAAGGAGGAGCAGCUGGCCUCCUCGACUGCAGGCGUCUCCUCUACUGCAGGCGCCUCCUCCGCCGCCGCAUCUUCGGUGCUGCCCAUGCGUCCGUUGCUGCGCGGCUACAAUUCGCACGUAACGCUGCCAACGCGUGGCGCACGCGGCGGCCAGCAGCAUCAUCCCCAUCAGUCCUACCUGGACUUCUGCGAGUCCGACAUCGGGCAGGGCUACUGCAGCGACGGCGAUGCCCUGCGCGUGGGCAGCUCCGCCUCGGCCAGUCGCUAUCACGACAUCGACAACGGUUACCUCUCCGAGGGCAGCAGCGGCCUCAGCGGCACCGGGUCAUCGGGCGGCGUCUCGCACGGCAAGCACUUUCUCAGCAUGAUGCGGGCCCGAACCCAGCUGCCGACAACCAUCGAAGAGCGCAUUCGCAGCAGUCGCGGCUCGCUUGAUAGCAUUGGGACCGCUGCUAACGGCAGCUCGGCGGCCAGCCAGGCCAGCUCCAGCGGCGGCUCCAGCACCAAUCACAGCAACAGCAACAGCAGCAACAUCAACAACAACAACAAUAACAACAAUAAUAACAACAACAACAACAGUAGCAGCAGCAAAAUGGACGGCAGUCCACAUCAUCGCCCGGGCUCAAGAAAUGGACGCGACAACUGGAGCAAAAUGCCAGAGCCGCUCAACGGACACAAGGCGGACAAGUCGGAGAAGUCCUCGCCGUCGCGUCGCAGCAUGGGCGGCGGCAGCGGCAGCUCCUCCAAGCAGAGUUCACCGUCGGCCUCCUCGUCGCGCACCAAGGGCGUGCCGCCCAGCUUUGGCUAUGUGAAGCGCGCGAAUGGCAGCAUCGCCUCCACGGCGGAGCAGCAGAACAUAGCCAUGCUGAUGGCCGUGGGCGGUGGCCAGGGCAUGGUCAACGGCCUGCCCUGCGGCCGCACCGCCCACGUGUCUGCGGUGCCGCGCACUGCCAGCGGCCGCAAGGUGACAGGCGGCACUCAGACUCUGCCCAAUGACAUGAACAAGCUGCCCCCAAACACGCAGCAUCGCAGCUUCUCGCUGACGGGUCCGACGGCCACGCAGCUGAGCCAGUCCAUACGGGAGCGCUUGGCCACGGGCUCGCAUAGUCUGCCCAAGCCAGGCAGCGACAUGCACGUCUUUCAGCACAGAAUCUCGACACGUGGCGGCAGCACUCGUCACGAUGGUUCGCUCUCUGACACCCAGACCUACGCCGAGGUGAAGCCCGAGUACAGCUCGUACGCCAUGUGGCUGAAGCAUAGCAAUACGGCGGGCAGUCGCCUCUCCGAUGGCGACUCAAUCGACCAGAUGCAGAUUGGCUCGCCGGCAAUGACUCGACACGGACACAAGAUGCUGCACAACCGCGGCUCCGGCACAGUGGGGCAAAUGCCAGUGCAAGGCAACGAAUCGCCCUACGUGCAGAGCCCGCGCAUGAAUCGCAGCAACAGCAUUAGCUAUCUGAAAGAACGGACAUAUCCAAGAUCCACAAAAUCAGAGAAAAUGUAUCCCUCGAUGCUGAGUCGCGGCGGGGAUGUCGAAAUAGAGCCGUACUACUGCCUGCCAGUGGGCGCCACCAACGGAGUCCUCAGCGCCCAAAUGGCCGCCGCAGUGGCCCAGGCUCAGGCGCAGGCUCAUGCCCAGGCGCAGGGGGGCAGCGGAGUGGGCGGUGCUGCGACAGCGGCAGCUGCAGCUGUCGCCUGGAGUCAGCCCACCUCGCCCACGCCCCUCAACCGAGGCCCCUUCGCCUCGGCGGCGACUGCGCUGUCGCCCACACAUGGCACAGCGGCAGCGGCGCUGGCAGCGGUGGCAGCUGCGGCAGCAGGAGCCGGACAUGGCGGCAGCAAUGCAUCACAUCGUCUAACAUAUCCCAAAAAGAAUGAUGAAGUUCAUGGCAGCGCCGCCUCGCUGCUAUCCGGCGGCAGCUCGUUGUACGGCUCGGCGGAGGAGCGGCAGGCGCACGAAAUACGGCGAUUGAAGCGCGAACUGCAGGAUGCACGGGAACAGGUGCUCAGCCUGAGCAGCCAGCUGUCAACCAAUGCCCAUGUGGUGUCUGCGUUCGAGCAGUCGCUCACGAACAUGACGAAUCGACUGCAGCAGCUGACGGCUACGGCGGAGCGCAAGGACGGGGAGCUGACGGAUAUGCGGCAGACGAUUGAGCUGCUGCGCAAGCAGUCCAUUCAGGCGGGCCUGACCACGGCGCACAUGCAGAGCAUGGGCGUCCAGACCCAGGGCCAGACCCAGAACGAGCUGAUGCUGCAGCAGAAGCCGCCGCCAGUGCCCGCAGCGAAUAGCCGCGGAGGCAAUGCAAAUGCAAAUGCAAAUGGAACUAGCAAUGGCAAUGGCAACGGCAAUGGCUUAGGAUUGGGAUCGGGAUUGGGCAUGCAGCGACAGCACAGCACCGACUCGAUGUGCUCGCUGAACUCCAUCAGCUCGGGCUGCUCGGCGGCGCAGGACAAGAACAAGGCCAACAAGAAGAAGGGAUGGCUGCGCAGCAGCUUCACCAAGGCCUUCUCCCGCAACGCCAAGAUCUCGAAGACGAGCCGCCAUGUGGGCCAGCACCAUCAGCAACAGCACGAGCACGGCUCCGGCAAGGCAUCAGUGCUCAAUGGGCACGGACAUGGCCAUGGCCAUGGGCAUGGGGAGCCUUUGGGCUUGGCGGCCUUGGCCACGCAGCCGGCGCCGCCGCUGCCCGUGGCGAAUGCAUCCAGCAAGCAGAGCAGCCCGGCCAAGACGGUGACCCUGAUCGACAAUGCGAAGCCCAUCGAUGCCAUCGACGGGGAGGAUCACCACGUGGUGGAGGAUCUGAAGAAGCAGCUGCGCGAGAAGGACCUGGUGCUGACGGACAUACGGCUCGAGGCGCUCAGCUCGGCCUCCCAGCUGGAGAGCCUGAAGGACAUGAUGAACAAGAUGCGCGCCGAAAUGAUGUCGCUCAAGCAGAACAACGAGCGGCUCCAGAAGCUGGUCACCAGUCGCUCGCUCGCCGGCUCCGAGGCCAGCCUCGGCCAGGCAAUCAGCCCGAACGGCUCGCUCGGAGGCGGUGCCGGCGGCUCGGAUGCUUCGCGACGCUACUCGCUGGCCGAUGGCAAUGCGCGGCCUCCCAUGGAGCUGCCGCCCCGUCUGACCGAGGAGCUGGAGGAGGAGUGCAUGCCCCCAGCUCCGGCACCAGAGCCACCACCACCGCCAGCGCCCUGCGCCCCGAACGGCGCAGCGCCGCUGAGUCCGAAUACUCACAUCGACUUGACUCCGCCGCCGCCAGCGCUGGAAGCUGGACAGCUGAGCAGCCCGGUGCACAUGGCCAGCUGUGGCGCCGUGGAGGAGCUGCCCGAUGUGUGCGACGGCAAGAAGAUAGCCAUCGCCUGCUACCUGGGCCAGCCCGAGUCCUUCGCCAAGUACUGCGAGGAGAUGCUGGAGCUGGACGACUUCUAUGCCAACGGGGCCAUCAUUGCCAGCCACGAGGCGGAGCAGGCGCAGGGCCAGGCGCAGGGGCCGGGGCCGGGGCCGGGACAGGUGCAGCAGGGCGAGCGCCAGGGCAAUGAGUUCGUCAUCGCCUGCACCUACAUCUCGGGCAAGACGACCUGGCAGAACCUGGACUACAUAGUGCGCAAGACCUUCAAGGAUUACGUGGCUCGCAUCGAUCCCGGCACCAAUCUGGGCCUCAACACGGACUCCAUUACAUCGUACCACCUGGGCGAGGCGAAGCGCGGCCCCGAGAUGGGCUUCCCGGAGCUGCUGCCCUGCGGCUACAUCGUGGGCAACGUGAAGACCCUCUACAUCUGCCUGCAGGGCGUCGGCAGCUUGGCCUUCGACAGCCUCAUUCCACGCAGCAUCGUGCAUCGCUACAUUAGUCUGCUCACCGAGCACCGACGUCUCAUCCUGUGCGGCCCCAGCGGCACGGGCAAGUCCUAUCUGGCGCGACGCCUGGCCGAGUUCCUGGUGGCACGGGCUGGCCGCGGCAAUCCCUCAGAGGCCAUUGCCACGUUCAACGUCGAUCACAAGACCUCGAAGGAUCUGCGACAAUAUCUGGGCCACAUUGCCGAGCAGGCGGCCAUAGCGAACGGUGCCUCGGAGCUGCCAUCUGUGAUCAUAUUGGACAACUUGCACCACGCCUCCGCCCUGGGCGAUGUCUUCUCCUGUCUGCUCAGCGCCGGGCCGGCCACCAAGCUGCCCUGCAUCAUCGGCACCAUGUCGCAGGCCACCUGCAACACGACCAAUUUGCAGCUCCAUCACAAUUUCCGCUGGGUGCUCACAGCCAAUCAUAUGGAGCCUGUCAAGGGCUUCCUGGGUCGCUUCUUGCGUCGUCGCCAGUUCCAGCUGGAGCUGCAGACGCAGCAGGCACAGCCAGAGCUGGCGGCGGUGCUCGCCUGGCUGCCAUCCGUUUGGCAGCACAUCAACCGCUUCCUGGAGGUGCACAGCUCCAGUGACGUGACCAUUGGACCACGGCUGUUCCUCUCCUGCCCGCUGGACUUGAAGGACUCGCAGGUGUGGUUCACCGACAUCUGGAACUACCAUCUGUCGCCCUACCUAAUCGAGGCGGUGCGCGAGGGCGUGCAGCUCUAUGGCCGAAGGGGCGGCGCCUGGAACGAUCCGUCGGCCUUCAUACGCAACUCCUAUCCCUGGCCCUACGGCCCGGACUCGGUGCCCCCGCUGCGCCAGAUCAACGCCGAGGAUGUGGGCCUAGAGGGCGUGGCUCUCAGCAACGGCGAGCAACAGGAUCCAUUGCUAAACAUGCUGAUGCGCCUGCAGGAGGCGGCCAACUACUCGGAGACACAGGAGCAGGAGUCCGACUGCGCCAGCCUGGACUCAAACGUGACGCCCGACAGCUCAGCGGGCGCUGAGUAGAUCGACUCCACUCACAGAUCUUAACUUCUAACAUGCCAAAUUAAAAGUUUCACAUUUUUUGCUUGCGCUGUAACUGAAAGUCCCUAUCACACCCACACGCGCACACACACACAUCACAAAGGAAUAUUCUUGUACUACUUUUGCAAUCAAGUUCUAAAGCAGUUCCAAGAGUUUUCCAUUUGCACCAAGCCAAUAAACUAUUUAAGUACACUCAGAGAAAUGGGGACGAGCUAAAUCUGAUUUCUUCAGCUAUAAAGGAAAACAAUUGCUGCCAAGACUCGCAUCACUCACCGGACUUCUCUGAGUGUACAAUCAUGACAUCUAAUUCUUUCUCUCCUCUCUCUAAUACCUCUCUCUAUCUCCCCCCUCUCUCCCUCUCUCCACCACAAAAUGUAGAAUUGCACUUUUUAGCGCACUUGUUAAAAAUGCAAGUUUCCCAAAAUCAAAAAGAAAACUCUAUGAUCACCCAUCUAACUAGACAUUCAGAACUAACAUAGUAAAACUCAGCGCAAGCGAAAAAUGAAAUAAACCAAAAGAAAAAAAACAAAAAGGAAAUCCCAACAUAAAAUGUUAAAGAACCGCUAAGGGAAAACUAACACACUUUUGUACAUAGAAAACCAAAAAACAACCCCAACUAUAUUUAAGUGACAAUUUCUACAAUGGUAUCAGCAUUUUAUACCCUAACAUAAUAUAAUAUCGGAAAACGAAAGGAAAACCCUAUUGUAAAUGUAGCCCUAAGUUUUUGCUACUACCAAUAUUUACAAGAUGUACAUUUAAUGGAAAAAGCUUUCACUUUAGUUUAAUUAUUUGCGUAAUUAUCAUUAAAUAUUGUUACAAACAUAUUGCAUAUUUAUAAAACAAAAACAAAGUAAGAGAAGAAUAAACAGGAGGAGAUUAACUAUUUAAACGAUAUUAAUAUGCCAUAUACAGCGCUUGGCCGCAUCAGCAUAAUAAACGCGCUCAUAAAUGAAAACAAAUACGUAAUGACCCCCAAAAGUUUCCCUAAACAAAUAGCAAAUUUAACAAGCACAACUCCUAAAUAAAACAACAAUAAUAAAAGAAUACUGCAACAACACUAACAGAACUAAAAUACAUUUACGAAUAUAAAAUACAAUAUUAAUAAUUAUAUGUCCUGUCUGUCUAAUUUAAAUGUGUACAUUCAUGAGAUGUGAACUCAAAUCAAAAUCAAAUAAACUUAAAUCUAUAUAAUAAUAAA